AUGCAGCAAGCCAACAAAGCGCAGGAGUAUGUGCAGAACGACAUGACCGAGUUUCAGCAAGCCAUGGAGCAAGCCCAGCAGCGCUUGAAAACAGAGCUGCAGAGUCGCUUGGAGGAGAGUCGUGCAGCGCUCGAGAAGCAGACCCGAAGCCUGUGCGUCCUGCAGCACAGCCGCCAGGAGGGACAUGGCGUUGUUGGCUUUGGCUUUGGCUCAGCACCUGAGUGGUGCAUUGAGGAUCAGCGCUUUGGCUCGUUGGAGGUCGAUUUCGGCCGCAAACUCGAGCACUCGAGCCAUGAUACAGCGGCGAAGCUCUCCGGCGCCAAACGCUCUUGCGCGGAGUGCGGCAACUGCGCAUCCCGGGAAGGCUUGGAGGAAAGUGUUCGAUGGUUUUCGCUGAACAAUUCCCAAUUUACAAGGCAGGCUAACGAGCGUGAUCGCGCCAUUGGCAAGAUCAUGCAAGAUCCCAAAGACAUCGAGCAUGCCAUUGAGGGAAUGAAACGGGAGCUGGCGAAGGAGCAGUGUGGGCCGGCCAUGUGCUGGCCAUUGCGGUCCGACCAGCCAGUGGUGGAAGUGAACAUGGCUGCCCACUCAGCCACGAGCGCUGUUGAGGCCACCAAGGAGGCCCUUCAGGAGCAGGCCAAGCAGAAGGAAGAGCUUCUGAAGAACUUCGACACCUGGAAAUUGGAGGCGCUGGAGGAGGCGGCGCGGAGGGUCCUCGAAGCACAGGAGGUGGCCGUGGGAGAUCUCAUGAAGACCAUGGAUCGUCACCGUUACCAGACCAAGGAAGACACCUUGAAGACCAGGGAGGAACUUCUACAGGUCAUGACAAGCAACAACAAUCUCUUCGAUGGAAAAGUGGUGGAUUUGCAACAGCGGCUUCAGCUGCUGGCCAUGGAGGCUGGAAGGUCCUUGGGAGAUCUCAAUGGAGACUUGGAGCGUUUGCGACGUGGAGAUUCCACUCUGCAGGAGAGCACCUUGGACUUGACCUUACCCGGGCUCCGUGACCUCCGCGGCGCCGUCACCGAUGAGCAGAAGCGCCGCCAUCAGGAGGCACAACGGCUCGGGGAGCGGCUGCAGGAGCCCGGGGAAGGAAGGCUUUCACAAUAUCAGGAGCGACGCUUCCCACCGGGCGACGAGUCCGGAAGACCGGUCCCGAAGUUCGGGAGGGCGGUUGGAGAGGCUGCGUUGGUGGAUGACCUUGAUGAGCCAAGUCAUGAGGAGAAGGUCUCCUUCACCGUGCUUGAUGGUUUGAAGGGCUGCGAGGUUUGCUACGUCGUGCGCGAUAGCCCGAAAAUCGUCGUCCUGCAUUGCGUCCUGUGGCGCAUCGGCGCAUCGGGAUGCGUCGCCCGUGAUAGAAUGCCCCUGUGGUUGUUUGGUUAG
Molecule: messenger RNA, 1380 nt
Organism: Durusdinium trenchii
Lineage: Eukaryota; Dinophyceae; Suessiales; Symbiodiniaceae
Source: the annotation of a GenBank genome assembly